This is a messenger RNA of Dendrobium catenatum, 982 nucleotides long. Its product is annotated as beta-glucosidase-like SFR2, chloroplastic. Gene Ontology annotation, molecular function: beta-glucosidase activity. Gene Ontology annotation, biological process: carbohydrate metabolic process. Lineage: Eukaryota; Viridiplantae; Streptophyta; Magnoliopsida; Asparagales; Orchidaceae. The record is from RefSeq and is a predicted model, not a curated record.
UAAAAUAAUACAUUUAUGAUUUAUCUACCUUGACAAGCUGCUACCGGAUUCUGGAUAUCGUCUUUCGCGCCAUACAUUGCAGAGCGGUGAAAUGGGGAUGAUGGUGCUCAUCGUGGGGGCGAUGAAGCUCGCUGGAAUCGUGGUGACGCUAUCCGUGGCGGCGAAUGUGUUCUCCUUCUCACGUUACCGGAGGAAGUUCCUCAGGCCGUUCCGAUCUCCCAUCGACGAGUCCGCCGAUGUCCUUGCUGCCUUCAAUGUCAAUUCUACCUCCGAGGAAAAUGGAUUCUUCUUUGGACUUGCAACGGCACCAGCUCAUGUUGAGGAUAAGCUUGAUGAUGCUUGGCUUCAGUUUGCAGAGGAGCAGCCCUGUGGAGAAUCUAAUCAAAGUCAGAAGGCGCAAUCUACUGAUGCUGUGUUUGCUUCUGCGGCUGCUGAUGGUGGCUCUCAACAAGCCUCCUCAGAUGGUCACAGUUCUAAAGAAUCUAUCAAGGGGAAGAUAAAAAGGCCUCUUAAGAUUGCCAUGGAGGCUAUGAUUAGAGGAUUUGAGAAGUUUUCAGAUGAGGCAGAGCCUGAUUCAAAAACAGACUGUACCCAUAAUGUUGCUGCUUGGCAUAAUGUGCCUCAUCCGCAGAAGAGACUCAGAUUUUGGUCUGAUCCUGACACAGAGUUAAAGCUGGCCAAGGAUACUGGCAUUACUGUUUUUCGGUUGGGAAUUGAUUGGUCAAGAAUUAUGCCAAAGGAACCUGAACAUGUGUUGAAUGAGAGUGUUAACUUUGCAGCCCUGGAGCGGUACAGAUGGAUCAUUGAAAGAGUACGUUCAUAUGGAAUGAAGGUGAUGCUUACUUUAUUUCAUCACUCUCUUCCUCCUUGCUGGAGUAUAUGGAGGAUGGAAAGAGGAGAAAACCAUUCAUUAUUUCAUGGAUUUCACAAGGUUAAUCUACUGUCUAACUCUUUUAUUACAUCUUGAUGCGCACAAUGCAUA